AUGUCUCUACCAACUAAAAGCCGAUCUGUCCUGAUCACUGGAUGCUCUCAAGGCGGGGCAGGAAAUGCCCUGGCAUUGGAGUUUGCGGCCCAGGGAGUAAGAGUAUUUGCAACUGCUCGUUCCCUCGAAUCGAUGAGCAAUCUUUCAGAAAGUGGAAUUGAGACUCUCGUUUUGGACGUUACCAUUCCAGAAAGUAUUUCGGCGUUGAAAGACGAAAUCACCAAACGCACUGGCGGGACUCUUGACAUCCUAUACAACAAUGCUGGCUCUAUGUACGAGGCUCCCGCCAUAGAAUCCGAUACCACGAAAGUGAGGAGUAUGUUCGACACAAAUGUAUUCGGUCUUUUCGAUGUAGUAACAGCUUUAACCCCUCUCCUGAUUUCUGCUACGGCUCGCAAUACAACUUACAAACCAACAAUCGUCAACGUAGCGUCGAUACUCGCACGACUUCCCUUUCCCUUCGCAUCCGCAUAUAAUGCGACAAAAGCUGCAGUGUCCGUUUACUCCGAUACAUUGCGGCUUGAACUGGACCCUCUUGGUAUCCGAGUCGUGACAGUUUUCAUGGGCGAAGUCUCUACCAAGCUUCGGUCGACAGAAAGUAUCAACUUCGGACCAGACAGUUUGUAUGUCGACGUCGAGCUUAAAGUCAAGGAGAGGACUGAGCAAAGCUCGAAAGUUUCUAUCUCACCAGCAGUUUUGGCCAAGCAGAUUGUUCCUAGCGUUCUCGGAACAAAGGAAGUGAGCUAUCUGUGGAAAGGGACAAAUGCCUUCAUUGUUUGGCUGCUCAAUACCAUAGGGCCAAGAAAGGUUUUUGAUUCGACUAUGAUGGGACCCGUGGGUUUUGAUGAUAAGAAUCAGGUGAAACGGAUAUUUGAACGUGGGCAGCGGAUGUUCGGGUAG
Molecule: messenger RNA, 900 nt
Organism: Penicillium manginii
Lineage: Eukaryota; Fungi; Ascomycota; Eurotiomycetes; Eurotiales; Aspergillaceae
Product: short-chain dehydrogenases/reductase
Exons: 3
Coding region: 1-900 (299 amino acids)
Biological process (GO): triglyceride catabolic process; phosphatidic acid biosynthetic process
Cellular component (GO): lipid droplet; endoplasmic reticulum
Molecular function (GO): triacylglycerol lipase activity; acylglycerone-phosphate reductase (NADP+) activity
Source: RefSeq, a predicted model, not a curated record